This is a messenger RNA of Fonsecaea multimorphosa CBS 102226, 3804 nucleotides long. RefSeq lists its product as uncharacterized. Gene Ontology annotation, molecular function: protein binding; histone H3K4 methyltransferase activity; nucleic acid binding. Bases 1 to 3804 code for a protein of 1267 amino acids. NCBI's taxonomy places the organism in Eukaryota, Fungi, Ascomycota, Eurotiomycetes, Chaetothyriales, Herpotrichiellaceae. Gene Ontology annotation, cellular component: Set1C/COMPASS complex. The transcript is spliced from 2 exons. The record is from RefSeq and is a predicted model, not a curated record.
AUGUCGCGCCCACAGGGCUCUCACUCUCACUCCAAGUUCGCUGAUUUCUUCCCGACCGCUCCCAGCGUCCAGCAACGGAAAUCUUCCAAACUGCUUGAUCUCGACCGAUCCCGGCUGCGCCGUCCUGACGAUCGCGCAGAAGAUGCCAACGCGAAAGAGAAUUCUGCUCGACACUCGCUGAACUCAUCAUCUACCACAUACCACCCACGUUUACCCGCUAAACAGGACAACUUGGCCAAGACUCCUGCCGUCACUGUGAUUCCGGAAGAGAGUGACCAGUACGCGGGCGACCUUCUCAAUGGUGUCGGCUCAGCAAGUUCGUCUAGUACCGCUUCAUCGGUCUUUAGUGCUCCCGUCGCAGGCGCCGCCAUGCCAGGCGCAAGUCAUGUCAAUUUCACCACUCUUACCCCUCUCACAAACUCCGACUCUCCUCCAAAUGGUAAAAUCAUGAGCCCGACCGCUGAUUCUGGCUCUCACUCUAUGAUGGCUAGCAGCAAUAAUGUGUCCACCCUCCAUCAAGGUUCGAUGACACCCCUUCACACGCCGCCGACCCAUCGAAGAUCCGCGCGCGAUGCCAACGCCGAAGUCAAAGGGACCAGGUGCACCUAUGAUCCCGAACUUGACAAGAAUCUGAACUCAAAGGACAAACGCAAGCUGAAAGCGCAGUUUGAGGAUUUCGGAGGGAAGCCCCAAGACAACUUCCAACCUCCCGAUCCGCGAUUGGCCAUUCCGCACUACACAAAGGGCGUCGUGGGAAAAGGAAAAGCAAAAUUCCGUCCUGCACCUUACAAUCUCAAGUCAUGGGUGCCUGAUGUUGCGACUGCGGUUGCGCCGCCACCUCCGACCACCGUUGUCGUGACCGGUUUCGACCCCAUGACCCCACUGUCACAGAUCAGCGCAUUGUUUUCCAGCUUUGGCGAGAUCGAGGACUUGGACAAUAAAACUGAUCCGGUCACUGGCCGGUUCCUCGGUAUCUGCAGCAUCGCCUACCAAGACUGCGCUUCCUUUCAAGGCGGGGGACCGAUCUCCGCAGUCCUCGCGGCCAAAACAGCAUACCUUGAGGGCAAGCGCGGUCAAAGGAUAGGCCUGAAGACUGUGCAGGUGGCCAUUGACCGAGAUGGAUCGGUCACGGACAAGUUGAUGGAAAAGGCGAUCGCGCUGCAUCGGAAAGAGAGUGGGUUCACAAACCAGUCACGCAUACAACCAUCCCCAUCUCCCUCAACACCCACCGCAGUCCAGUCGCCUGGAUUUGCAAAGUCUACCGGUCCGCCGCCGACCGCUCCAAAGGGUCCGUCCGGCAAGCCCCCUUCACGGCCGCAGUCUACAUUCCAAGCUCCAUUCGGACUCCCAGUCAAGCCCGAAAGACCAACCAAGCCCGUCGCCACCACCGCCUCCUCCCUUGUCGAGACCACGCCAAUCGCUGAGACAUUGAAAGUACCUUAUAUCUUCAUUGCACAUUGUUACGUACCAGUUAUGAGCACUACGAUCCCGCAUUUAAAGAAGAGGUUAAGGAUGUACGAUUGGCGGGAAGUCCGCUGCGACGAGACAGGAUACUUUAUCACGUUCGAGCAGUCGAGGAACGGGCAGAUGGAGGCCAAGAAGGUGUUUCACGGCUGCCAUAUGCAGCCGCUGUUUACCUAUGUGAUGAACUUGGAAUUACACCUCAAUGGGAAUCACAAGGCAGUCAGCGCAGCAGACACUAUACCUACGUCGACGGGGCCUGUCGAUUUUGUUUAUUCGAGGCAAGCUUAUAGGCUGAGGAAAGAGCACGAUCUCGACCUGGAGGAAGAAAAGCGGCAGCGUGCGAGAGAUUUGGAUCCUUCCAGGGCGGUUGUGCAGCUUGUCAUACAGGAGCUUCGGGAUAAGCUGCUGGAAGACGUCAAAUCUCGUAUUGCUGCGCCCGUCCUCUACGACUAUCUUGAUCCGAGCAGACAUGCAGAAAGGCGACGGAUUCUGGGUGUGAGUGAUCCCGAAGGGACUCGGAGACAUGGGUAUGCCGAUGAAGGCUCUCAGACGCCAGACUCGCGCCUAGGCACUGGGCGACGCCCGCUUGGGAGCAAAAACCUCAAUAUCCUUUCCCUGCCGAAAAUUGGCAAGAGGCCUGGCACAGAUAGGGGCAUGGUUGGUUUCCGCGAUGAGAGGAGGAAAGCCCCAACAACGAGACACAAUGUCAGGCCAUUGUUCCACCAACUGGCCCAGUUCCAUACCGACGACGAUUCCGACGACGAGCGACGAACAUCGGUCACUCGUGAUACUGAAGAUCCGGAGAGCCGUCCACCUAGCCGGAUGAGUAUGACCUCUAUCUCCGAUGACGACGAUGAACUUCUGCGCAAGGUAACGAAACGCCGCCUGCAUGCUCGAGAGGAAUCCGAGAUGGGGGACAGUGUGGUCAAGGAUGAGUUCGACGCGAGCAAGCAAACUGCGGAAGAUCUCAUCAUCGCUAAACUUGAAAGGAACAUUUACGAGAUGUCUCCGUCAUCGCGGAAACGAAAGAGGUUGGUGAAAGAAUUAGAGGCUCGUAAACGUCAAAAAGCAGAUGACGAAUUGUUUGGCAUCGGUCAAAAUGACUUCGAUCGCGAGGGUUCGGAGGAUAUCAAAGUCGAAACUCCUAUUGAAGCGACGCCUGACGUUGACUCGGACGCUGCCAAGGUCAAGAAGCCGAAGCCCAAGAAGAAAACCAAGAAACAGAUUCGGGAGGAGCAAGAAGCACUCCGACGGGCGCAAGCAGAAGCCGAGGCAGCUGAAGUGGUGGACAACGUUCUGGAAUACGCAGAGGAAGAAGAGGCUCUUGCUGAAGCGGCUGAAUGGAGACCAGAAGUGGAAUGGGGUGUCUCAGCGGUGGAGCCUUUGCCAACCGUCGAUGACGACGAGGAUAUCAUCCCUGAUCUGCGAGGAUGGCAAGCAAGUCUGUUUGACGAAGAAGACCUUGAAUACUUGUCAUCGGCAGUGAAGUUGAAAAAAGCCAUGGACAUUGGCGAUCCGAUGGCAUGGGCCUGGAAACAAGAGCGCAUUCGAAAUCUCAAACCCGGAACCCAGCCGGGAGCUCUUAGGACGGAACCUCCCAUCGACGGAUAUUAUGUGCCCAACCCCUCUGGCUCGGCAAGGACGGAACCUGUACGAAGAAUCCUCGAAUCCGAGAAGUCAAAGUAUCUGCCUCAUCGCAUAAAGGUGCAGAAGGCGAGGGAAAAGAGAGAGGCCGAGGCUAAGAAGGAUCCUAGCAAGCAAGUCGUGGAACUGCCCAAAGCUUCGUCCCGCGGCAAGCGUGCCGACGACCGACGCACCGUCAAAGACUUGGAUAGACAACGGGAGAUGCUACAGGGUAUGGGCGAGGACGCCGAUGUUCUGCGGUUCAAUCAACUUCAGAAACGGAAGAAACCCGUCAAAUUCGCCAGAUCUGCCAUUCAUAACUGGGGUUUGUAUUCUCUGGAACGGAUACAAGCGAGCGAGAUGAUCAUCGAGUAUGUGGGAGAGAAGAUUCGACAAGAAAUCGCCGACUUGAGAGAGAUCAAGUAUACCGAGAGCGGCAUUGGCAGCAGCUACCUCUUCCGAAUCGACGAAGGGACAGUCGUGGAUGCGACCAAAAAGGGUGGUAUCGCAAGAUUUAUCAACCACAGUUGUUCGCCGAACUGUACUGCCAAGAUCAUCAGGGUGGGCGGCACGAAACGGAUCGUCAUCUAUGCUCUGAGAGAUAUCGAGAAAGAUGAAGAACUGACGUACGACUAUAAAUUCGAGCGUGAGCUCGGCAGCGACGACCGUAUCCCGUGUCUCUGUGGCUCGGCGGUCUGCAAAGGUUUCCUUAACUAA